AUGGAGAAAAGCACUUGUUCCAGCAUCGCAAAACACACCAAGACGAAGAAACGCGACACCGUUAAGAAGCUCAAACAUAUCAAUCCGAGGCAUUUUAACCACUCAUUCCCGAGGUUAAAAUUGGUUGAAUCCAUAACAAGACGUACUGCUCGAUCGGUUCCCCUUGCCCCGGCGCUCGCUAGCGGUGUGGGUCCUAUGGACUCGUAUCCUUCGUCUUUACAGCGCCACUCCGUCAACUCGUCUGGAGCUUUAGGACGUCUUGAUUAUCCACCACUGACCUUGCCGGACCAAUUCGGUACCACUGUGUCUCGUAUUUGUCCGGGUACAGAUUUGUCCAGGUCUUCCCCAUACACUAUUAAUCCCUUACUUUCCGCCUCUGAUCUCUAUCCAACGGCGGAUCCAUCAAGAGAAGUCAACUGGCUCGAUUCACAGACUACGUCGGUACUAUCACAUGAAGCUGUAACUCCUUCUCGCUACUUCUCACCCACAUCGGGGGACACAUACACUCUCGGACACGCAACAGGAAGCCAACAGCCGGACAUGGAGGGUUUUGUGACUGACUAUAACCAAUUCACAUCACUCUUUGGAGCUCCAAGCUCGCUUGAGGUGUGGACAAACGAGACACACGGUUAUCCCACCAAUCAGGAGGCUUUAUAUCCCAUAAAUUUCUCUACAGUAGAAGACCCUGAGGUCGCACCAAAUCUGCAAGAAACAAUGUACUAUUUUGUGUUCAGGAGCAUUCUUGCCGCCGAUUGA
Molecule: messenger RNA, 756 nt
Organism: Psilocybe cubensis
Lineage: Eukaryota; Fungi; Basidiomycota; Agaricomycetes; Agaricales; Agrocybaceae
Exons: 4
Coding region: 1-756 (251 amino acids)
Source: RefSeq, a predicted model, not a curated record